AUGAAUACCCCCCUCGUAGUGCUCGCCUUUGCGGUACCAGUCCUCUUGUACAUCAGCCUUCCUCUCCUCGGCAACGUUGUCGGCAUGCCUAAAGGGAAGCCAUGGGUAGUAUACCGAGACCUCUGCGCCAGCUACGGACCUGUCGUCCACCUCAAUAUCCUUGGACAAUCGAUCGUCGUUCUCGGAGACCCCCGUACGAUCUCCGAGCUGCUCGAGAAGCGCUCCGCGCACUCCUCGGACCGGAAGCAGACGCCUCUCGUUGACUUGAUCGGCGCGUCGUGGAACUUCACCUGGAUGGCGUACGGCACGCGCUGGCGGCGUCACCGCCGCGCGUUUUGGCAGUACUUCAAUCAGAACGCCGUGCAAUCGGCGCACGAUACCCAGCGAGACGCCGCGCGGAGGUUCUUAGGCGCUGUGCUCGACGAGCCCGCGCGUGUGGAGGAUCACGUGAAGUUCACGUUCGCGGCGACAGUGCUAAAGGUGCUGUAUGGGAUCGAGGUCGAAGCGGGCGAUCCGGACGGGUACGUCGCCGCGGUGGGCGCCGCCCUUGAAGGCGUCUCGCAGGGCAUGGUCCCGGGCAGGUUUGCGGUCGAGUACUUGCCGUUCCUGAAGACGGCGCCAGCGUGGGUCCCUGGGUCGGGUGAACAACGCAUGUUCAAGAAGUGGCAGGCGGCAGGAGACGUGUUGAAGCAGAAGCCGUUUGGGUUUGUGAAACGUGAGAUGACCAAUAGUCAGGAAUAG
Epithele typhae is the source of this 741-nucleotide messenger RNA. Its product is annotated as cytochrome P450. The coding region runs from base 1 to 741 and encodes 246 amino acids. The record is from RefSeq and is a predicted model, not a curated record. The transcript has 6 exons. NCBI's taxonomy places the organism in Eukaryota, Fungi, Basidiomycota, Agaricomycetes, Polyporales, Epitheliaceae. Gene Ontology annotation, molecular function: oxidoreductase activity, acting on paired donors, with incorporation or reduction of molecular oxygen; monooxygenase activity; iron ion binding.